CUGUUUUCCGCCCGCCGGCUCCGGGUCCCUGAUGUCUCUCUGGCUUCCCCGCGGGGGGCGAAGGUGAAAAGGCUCCUAGGAUGAGUGAAGGGGCGAGCGGUGCCUCCCCACCUGGUGCCGCUUCUGCCGCUGUUCCCACAGCGGCCGCCGCCGCUGCCGCCGCCGAGGAAGGGGCAGCAGCGGCGGCGGGCGGGGGCCCGGACGGGGAAGGGGCGGCCGAGCCCCCCCGGGAGUUACGCUGUAGCAACUGCAUUGUAUGGAACCGGCAACAGACUUGGCUUUGCGUGGUGCCCCUGUUCAUCGGCUUCAUCGGCCUGGGGCUCAGCCUCAUGCUCCUUAAAUGGAUCGUGGUGGGUUCCGUCAAGGAGUACGUGCCCACCGACUUGGUGGACUCCAAGGGGAUCGGCCAGGACCCCUUUUUCCUCUCCAAGCCCAGCUCCUUCCCCAAGGGCAUGGAGACCACCACGACCACGACCACCACAUCCACCUCCACCUCUACCCCGUCCUCCGGCACCGCCUCCUCCAGGACGCCCAACCGGAUUAGCACUCGUCUGACCACCAUCACGCGGGCACCCACUCGCUUCCCUGGGCACCGGGUGCCCAUCCGGGCCAGCCCCCGCUCCACAACGGUGCGGCACACCGCAGCCCCCCCGACAGUACUCUCCACCACGGUCCCCUUCUUCAGCAGCAGCACGCAGGGUUCCCGCCCACCCCUGCCAGGGGCCCCCAGUACCCAGCCAAUGCCCUCUUGGCCCACUGCGGCAUACGCUACCUCCUCCUACCUCCACGACUCAACUCCCUCCUGGACCCUGUCUCCCUUUCAGGAUUCUUCCUCCUCCUCCUCCUCUUCCUCUUCCUCCUCCUCUACCACCAUCAAACCAGAAACUAGCACCAGCCCCAAAUUUCAUACGACUACAUAUUCCACUGAACGAUCGGAGCACUUUAAGCCGUGCAAAGACAAGGAUCUUGCAUAUUGUCUGAAUGAAGGAGAAUGCUUUGUGAUUGAAACCUUGACGGGGUCACAUAAACACUGCCGGUGCAAAGAAGGCUACCAAGGAGUCCGCUGUGAUCAGUUUUUGCCGAAAACCGAUUCCAUCUUGUCGGAUCCAAACCACUUGGGGAUCGAAUUCAUGGAGAGUGAAGAAGUUUACCAAAGGCAGGUGCUUUCAAUUUCCUGUAUCAUCUUCGGUAUCCUCAUUGUGGGCAUGCUCUGUGCUGCAUUUUACUUCAAAAGCAAGAAACAAAGUAAACAAAUCCAGGGGCAGCUGAAAGAAAUGCAGAGUGUUAAAAAGUACAGCCUCAAUGCCUCCAGCAUGAUGGUCAAGUCAGAAAACAUGGCACAGAGCAGAGGCCAGCAGCAAAAUUAUUCAAAGACAGAGAGGCACCCAGGACGUACGUUGGAGAAAAUGAUGGAAUCCAGUUUUACUGGCAACCAACCUUUUCAAGAAGCCCAUUCUCCUGACAGAGGAAGCCAGUCCUUCAAACACCACAGGAGUCUUUCUUCAUGCUGUAGCCCAGGGCAAAGGACUGGAAUGCUACAUCGGAAUGCUUUCCGAAGGACUCCACCUUCUCCUCGGAGUAGACUCAAUGGGAUUGCAGGACCAGCAUAUCAACAGCUGGAAGAGGCAAGGAUUGCAGAUCAAGACACAAUUCCUUGCCAAGGGUAUCCAUCAAAUGGAUUAAAAACCCAACAAAAUACAACAAUAAAUAUGCAACUGCCUUCAAGAGAGACAAAACCCUAUUUUAAUAGCUUGGAUCAAAAGGACCUAGUGGGAUACUCAUCCACAAGGGCCAGUUCUGUUCCCAUCAUCCCUUCAGUGGGCUUAGAGGAAGCCUGCAUGCAAAUGCCAGGUAUUUCUGACAUCACAAGCCUCAAAUGGUGCAAAAACUCCUGUUCUGCUGAACUUGUCAAUGUGAGUGGUCCAGUCAGCAGUUGUCUUAUAGUAGAACAACAAGAAGUAAAAAUAUUGCUAGAAACUGUUCAGGAGCAGAUUCGAAUUCUGACUGAUGCAAGAAGGUCAGAGGACUAUGAACUGGCCAGUGUUGAAACUGAGGACAGUGCAAGUGAAAACACGGCCUUUCUACCCAUGAGUCCUGUGGCCAAAUCAGAAAGAGAGGCACAAUUUGUCUUAAGAAAUGAAACACAAAGAGACUCAGCCUUGACCAAGUGACUUGGGAAAUGAGGAUCUGUGCAUUCAAUGCUUUGCUAAACAGGAAAGAGAGGAAAUUAAAUACAAAUUAUUUAUAUGCAUUAAUUUAAAAGCAUCUACUUAGAAGAAACCAAAUAGUCUAUCGCCCUCAUAUCAUAUAGUGUUUUUUAAGAAAAUAUUUUUUUAAAGGGAAAGAAACAUUUCAGGAGGGAUAAAGCUUACAUCAAAAGCUUUUUGGUAGGAUUCUGAAUACACUUUCAGUUAGUUUUAGCACUGUUCUCUUUGGCUCUUAGAAGGCUUGGGCUAUGCGUAAACACCACUCUAAAAGUUCAAUAUUGGCCUUAGAUACGUUUGGGGUUUCAAGGUUUAAAUGCAGAAUACUAUUCACUGAACGCAGAUUGUUUGGUGAAUAGGUACCUGCAGCUUUGCUGGAAUAUGCUCAAACCUUUAAUUUCUUGUCCACCCAAUAGGGUCACUGCAGGUUCCACUGUGGCAACAGAUUUUAAUAUUCCCUAUCUGAUUUUGAAAUAUGGCACAAAAAUAACUAAAUUCUGGAAUGGUCAGAAGCACAGGAGAUGCAGGUGCCCUCCAAAAUGCUUUGGUGCACUGUGAGAUAAUAAGAAUUUCAAAGGGUUUUAAAGUCCUAGAACUUGAAGGAGUUCUAAAUGUGGCACUGAUAGAAACAGUCAACCAUCAUAAUUUGUCACAAAAUAUACUACAUAAAAAGUCAGACUUUGAAGCUCUUGAUUUUCAAAGGAACACUUGUAGGGAUAUGUGUGUAUGUAUCUGUGUCCGUGUGUAGGCGUGCCUGCAUGUACUCACAUGAACCUGUGUGUGUAUGUGUGUGGGCUUUCUUUCCCCUUAACUUUGAUAUAUAUUUUUUUUCUUAUGAGAUGUCAGGGAAUCCAAUAUUCAGCCAAAUAUGUUUCCAUUUUAAGUCUAAAUUUUAUUUUUUCUUUUACUUUUUGCAUUAUACAUAAACUUAGUAAGUUCCUAGAGCCCAGGGUCCUCAUGGUGGGGUCCUCUUAAGGUCUUAAACAUUUCUCUGCCCCCUUUUUUUAAGAGGGAGAAAACAUUUCACCAGAUGACAAUAAAUCAAGUACUGACUAAACUAAAGGUGUGUUAUUUUUAUUAUUUUUGAAUUAUGUCUAUUCAUACAACUAACCAGAUAGCCUUCUCAUCUUCAUUGCUAAAAAGAUUGAUUUUUUUUAAUCUAGUCUAAUCCACAUGAACUAAGGCAUUUGGCUUCUUUUAUUAGGAAGGGAGGGGCAAAUUAAUAGAAUGACAUAGGCCAAAUUCCUCAGUUCACAGGGAACCCCUUGCUGGUUCAGUAAAUUGUGAUAUAUGUUCAUUUGGAAUAAAGCAAUAUUUUGACCAAUGUCAAGUCAAUGUCAAUAUUUUCUAAAGGUUUAUCUUUUAUUUCCCUUUCAUAUGACAUUAAGGAAAACUAGCCUUUUCAUGAUCAGUAUUUUUUAGCCACCUGGACAAUUAUCAUUAAUCUACCAUUUCUGUGGCUACAAUCUUUACUCUGUUUUCACUUAAAAAAAAGGCAAAGAAGUUGAAAGGAUACAUGAAUUCUGAAGCAGGUUGGAGAAUAUUUGCUUAGAACUUCACAUUGUAGAUUAUCAUUGCACAGAAGAUCUUUGGGUUAUAACCCCUUAUGAAGCAAACCUGGAUACCAUACAUUUUUAUUGCAAAUUAAUUUGAUAUUGAAAACGUAGUGUGGGAUUGCUUUAGAAGAAGAAAUGCAAGAAUUUAGCAAUGUGUUUCAAAAAUAAGAUUAGCUUAAUCCAAGUAGAGUAGGAGGGCUGCAAAAUCACUUGAUUGUGAAGGAGGAUCUGAAUUAGGUGGAGUUACUACUUUGUGUUCAGUGAAAGAAUGUGUGUCUCUUAUACGAACUGCCCUCAUAAGUUGGUACACUGCUUGAACACAGAGACAUUAAUGGUAAUAAUUUAACAAAGACUUAUGUCUUUUUUGUUUGUUUUUAAAUGCCAUACUUAGAUAAGUUCUUUGUUUGAAUAAAAAAAGAUUUAGAAAGGUAAACUUGUAAGUGGUAUGCCCAUUCCCCAUAUAUCUAGCUUCCUGUUGGAUGGAAGUUAUGAUUUUGCCAAUGUGUCCCCAUAUAAUGGGUAGGCAGCACAGGUGAGUAAGUGAGAACACUUUAUCCAUAGCUGUAUCCACUACAAUGGGAAAUGUUCCUCAGCUACAUCUGUGUACUGUUCAGCUAGCUGGGAGAAGUUAUGCAAUGUGUGAUGCAUAAUAAAUUCAUUCAAUGUCUUAAUUGUCCUGGCAAAGACUGAAACUAGCCAAUUCCAACCAAGGUUGGUUGCAUUUUCUCAAAUAUCUCUUUUGAGCUUAUCUCAGUGAGAAAGUUAAAACACCCCAUGCUAUUUAAACUAUGAAAUGAAAUCCCAUAUACAUGGGAUUCUAGGCAUCAAAUAGUACAUGUUCUAUUAAUCACUCAACAUACUCCCCUAGAAAUCCUGACAUUAUCAUGAAAGUGGACAUGAUGGAAUUAUUCAACUGGGUUCUUUAUCUGAGUAAUUGUCAAUUAAUUUUUAGACAAGAAAUUCCCUAGCAAUUUAUCUGUUUAAGAGUUUCAAAGACUUAUUCUCCCUAUUUUGGGAAAUGCCCCAUUACAAAAAAUGUACAAGCAGAAAAUGUGUAUCCAUGUGUACGAAUUUAAAAGAUCUACAUAGAAACACUUUAAAAGUCAUCUUAAACAGCAAACACCUGGAGCUUGUCAGUACCUUGUCCUUCGAGCUCAUUUGCCUAAAGGCAAAUCUUUGUGGUUUAAUAAGAUACUUCUGAUUCUUUUUUUUUUUUUUGAAAUGUCUUCCCCCCCUCAACCCCCACUUCUUUCUUGUGUAAACAGGAAGCCUAAGUUUAAUUGAAUUUGUUAUUCAUUUUCCAUUUCAGAAUGAAGUUUGCCUAUUGUGUUAUGUUAAGGCGCUUCUUUCUGUCCCUUCACUCAAAACAGAGUUGUUAUUUGCCAGGGAUUAUGGGAAAAUGUUAAUGUCAUUGAUGAAUGGGAGAUGGAGGGUCUUCUGGAAGAAGGACUGGAAAUGGAAGAUUAACAUCCAGAACUUGCCCCUCAUUUUCUUGGGGAAGGGAGGUAUGGUGAGUUACAUUAUGUCUCUGUGGGUGGUCAUCUCACCUUGCUUUGAGUUAAGGACUUGUCAUUUGCAAAUUAAUCACAUAUCCACUGUGCUUUCACUAUUUUAAGUGGCAAAAGAAAGAUGUGAACUGAAUGAAAAGGUUUUUUUUCAAGGCUUCAUGGAUUUUGUGCUUUAUAGUUGUAAAAAUCAACAUGAAAAAAGAGAAAAUAAUAAAGUUACAACUUGCUUAGCGAGAGCCCACUUUGGAUAGCCAUGACCACCUAAAUAUUCAGAUGAUUCAGACUGAGCUUCCUGAAUCUGGACCAACCUUGGGAAAGCAUACUGUACCAAGCAUCAGAUGUAAAGAGUAGAUUGAAUUAGAAAACUGGGAGGGAGAAAGAAAAUCAAAAACUUUCCUUCCCUUCUUGUUAUUUAAAUGUUGCCAACAUCAUUCUUUUCAGUUUCAAUUACUGGUCAAGCCUAGCUUUUGGAUCCCCACUCCUAGUAAUUAAGAUGGCAGAACUGUUAGUAUUAUGUGUCUUUCACUGUUGUCAGCAAUGGUGGUUCUCUUCUAGCCAAGCCCUAAAGACUAGGAAAUAUUGCCCCAGAACAACUGUUGUGAAACAAAUUUUCCAACUAAAUCUAUCCUACAUAUAAGAGGGGUAGGGUUUUUGUUUGUUCUUUUGGAUAUGGGAAACCUAUAUUUUAUAUAUAAUGAACUCUUUUUUUAUUACUAUUCAAUUGUGUAAAUUCAGUAUAUGGUAUACAACUAUGGCAUGUCAACUGUGUUUGUACUGUAGUCAUAAGAAAUACAAUGUUCAUUUGGCAGAGAGCCACAGACAUCUGUGCUGUCCCUAUCACUUAAUGCAUACCAACACACAGGAAGUCACAGGCCUUUGAAUAAGCUUUAUCUCUUCCUCUUUACUUCUUACUUUCCCUUUUAAAGAAACAGUGAGGGUAGAGAGGACUCUAGAUUUAAGAUCCCAAAUUAAGCACUCCUUCUAUCUGACUUUCUGGAGUUUUCUUCUAAUUGUUAGUACAUUCCUAUCACAAUUUGUCCUGAUUGUUCAAGAGUUUCCAACAUUUCAAAUAUUGUAUUCUCAAUGAUGGGGGGUUAUUUUUUGUUCUUUCUGCUUCCAUUUCUAUCCCAAACAAUAGUGAUAAAUACGGUUUCCAAGUGUUUGGGCAUUUGUCUUGUUCUUUUUGUUUGUUUAAACAUGCUUCACUUUUUCAGGUCUUUUCCCCUGCUAACCCACUAAAGACAAACAGUGACAAUGUGACAUGGAGUCCCAAUGAUCUCACAUUAAAUGAGAGGCGUGGCCACUUGGAAAUGGUUGAAAGUAUUCCCACAUUUUUGAUCCUCUUCUUUCUUGGACAAGCAGAGCUAACAGUUGGUAGAAAGCUUGGGAUAACCCUGGGGUAAAAUCCCUGUUAGAUUUCCUCUUAGGAACUAAGAUGUAAAAUUUUGUGUGUAUGAUUGCUGUCCCUAAAGUGUAUAAUGGUCUCAAAUAUAUAUAUUUUUACACUCUUAACCAUAAUGUAUUUAAAAGGUGUCCAGAAAGUCACCUUUGAAUUCUGUUCCCCAACCUGUUAAACUGGCUAGCUGGUAGAAUGGGGACAAAAUGGGGAAAAUUCUGAGUUAGUGCCAAUGUUGGCUAAUACUUAUGGAGAUACUUGGAGAUCUGACCAACACAUCCUUGGCAAAAUGGAGGUCCAUUUGGUAACUUGUCAUAAAUUACUGUAUUGAUUGCAUGUGUAUUGCUGCCUAUGAAAGAAUUAAUUGUGUGAUAGCAAGCAAUCAGUGUUACUAUUUGUUUGGAAAGUAUUAGAAAACUAUCAUAAUGAAACUCAUUACCAACAAAAUAGUGUCCCACUUAUUUUCAGAGACCAAGUCCUAAUCUGUUAAAUGAGGGGGCCUGAUCUAGAUGACCUCUAAUUUCUUUUCCAUCUCUAAAAUUAUAUGGUUCUAUUUCAGACCUGUAUUAAACCUCACUCCUUUCCCUUCAAUUCCACACCCCCUAAAUUUCCAACACAUCUUCACUUUGAUUCUUCUAUAGGACUGAGACAGAGAAAAAUGAGGGAAAGGUCAUAUAGAUUAGUGGCUCAUAGGAGAGAGGGCAUCAUUUAAAAUCAAAUCUUCUUUGAAAAGUUCAUGGGCCUCACUUCAAGGUCUUCAAUAUAUUGACCAGUCUGAAGCUUGAAAUGUGUUUAUGACAGCAUCUGAUAUAUUUUUUUCUGCUUGUUUUCCAUAGAACGAUUAGCAUAUUUUUCCCCAAUAAAAUGAAGACAGGUGUUAUAGAUGAAACAAAGGAGAGUCUCUGUUGGAUUCUUAGUAGACACACUCAAUCACAAGUUUAAAUUACCUGUUUUCCAUUUGAAAGCCCAAAUGCAUAGCUCCCUAUAUAAAGUAAAUUGUAUGGAGCACCAAAAUAUCGUAUUAUGCCCAUAUCAAAGACAGUAUUUCUCAAUAUGUUUGAGUAUACUUAGAAGACUAUGUACAUUCACCACCAGAAAGCAAGUAUCCUUAAAGAGACUCCAUUGUCUCUCAAAGGCCAUUAGCAGAAGCAAACUAAACACAAAAAUUAAAGUAGAUAUUCAUAUUUGUUAUUUUUCCCCUUUUUUUGCAUCUUAUGCUUAAUACCAUAUUCGUCUAUCUAGUCAAAAGUGAACAACUCUGAAAUAAUAUCUCAAAUGCUCAAAAACAAUUGGGAAUAAUAUAAUAAGAAAACCCAAUAUCUCUGGGUGAAAUUACUUCUUAAUGGACCUAUGAUCUCAUUAAAUAGCACUCAUUCUAAUGAUACAGAUUACAAAUCUUCCAUACCUGCCCAUCCUAUGUAAUUUUUGCCCACGUCCUCCCAUAAAUCUUCCACAGAAAACUUCCUCUAGCUACCUUUAAAUUGCAGGAAUGUCACCAUCAUAAUGUACCAUUUGUUGGACGAUGAAUAUUUUAUUUUUCUUAAUAAUAUGUUGACUAGUAAGGGCCCCUUUUUGGGGGGUUGGCAAAUAAGAGUACAUUCUAGGACAACAAUUCAACAAUAUUCCAGUCAAUAAAAUGUGAAUUUAAAUGUAACUUCUCUUAAAUGGAUCAACAUUUGAAUAUUUUUUUCCUGUAUACAUUGUAAACAUGUGUAUGUUUGCAUUAAAUAUGAAUUGCAAAUGUAAGACUUGUAUGAAUGAACAAACAUAUUUCCCCUCUUUGACCAUGGCCUGGUUCAAUGGUUACAAUACUUUGUUUACUUUUUGACAGUUUGUAAACGAUGUUGAUUCUAGAAGCAAGAAUUAAAAACACAACAUUUAUGACAUCAGACUGAUCUUCUUGAAGAUCACAACCUAUCAGUAUUACCCAUUUAGAAUAUCCAUGACCUUGUGAAGGUCAACAAACCCUAUUUCCUUCAUUAUCCCUUGAAACAGGGCAGAAUUUUUAAGUAUGUUAAGGUAAAUGGAAAUGAAAACUGAAGUUUACAAAUCAUCUGAUGAAAACAAAGAGUUUUACCACUGUAUGUUUGCAAUUUUUAAAAAAGGGGAUAAAGUCACUUGGAGGAAAUCAAGUCAGGAAAAACAUUGAUCUUUGACAUUCCUUUUGAUUUGAUGGAACUUGCUAUUUAACCAAAGGGACCAUUCUAUAUCAAUACCACUCAAUGACACCCUCACUUGACAACAGUUCUCUAGGACUUGCUCGUGUACUUUAGCAUUGUCUUUCUUAAUUAAGCCCCACUCCCAAAUAUAUUACACUCAUGUUGUAUGUUAAAAUCCAAUGUUUUACACUUGUUUUGCAUAUUUAAACUUAUUCCCACACUUCUCACUGAACAUGUUUCAUGUCUGCUGAGACACUGAGGGCUAAGUGCUAAGAUAAAUUGCCCAGCAAAUAAAUGAAAGAAAAUUUAAAAAAGAAGUCAACAUUUUAGUCUGACUUAUGCACAGGAUGUUUCAGCAAAUUCUCCUGAACAAUAAAAAGCUUGGCAAGAACACACACACACACACACACACACACACACACACACACACACUUAUUUCAACUGUAACUGAUUAGAUAAUACAAAGUUGGCUAAACUUAGAUAAGUUAAUGCCAUGGAAUUGACAUACGUGGAUUUUAAUUUAGAAAAAAAAAAUUGGACCUUACCCACAUGUUCAAAUAGCAGAUUAACACCAUUAAGAUCAAUCAUAGUCUAUCAUACUAUUCCAACCAAACAUUUAUGCGUUUGAUUAAUCAUUUCUUAAUGAUGAAUGUUAAACCACACCCAGUACAAUAGAUUAGAAAGUAGGUAGACUAUUUGUGUAUUUCCAACUGGUGAACAGUUUGGAAUAUGGGAAAGAAGACUGGAUUUGUAGGCAGCAGCCCAGGAUUCAAUUUUUAGCUCUAGUAAUUACUUACUAGUUGUGUGACCAUUCUGAGCCUUGGGUUCCUCAUUUACAAAUGGGGAUGUUAAUGCUGACACUACCUACCUCACAGGGUUGUUGUGAGGAGAGUGCUUUGUAAACUCAAAAGCACCAUACUUACGAGCAAAUAAUAACUGUCAUCAUUCACCUUUAUUUCACUUUUAUUUCUGUUCUGUAAAGAAACAUUCCUAGUGCCUAAGAUGAAGAUUAUGUUUCAAGGAGACUUCAAUGUGUAUCACUUUUCUCCUCUUUCAAGUAAUGAUUUGAAAAUGAAAUCCACUCUUCUGUUGGCAAUGGUAAUCGGAAACAACCUUGAGAAAUAUGUCACUCCACAUCUGAGCAAAUGUUGCGUUCCAUUAUGUUUGGACUCCAUUUUUGGGGGAGAUGUACAUUCCUGUUCAUGAUUUUAAAGGAA
Messenger RNA from Phascolarctos cinereus (koala), 10040 nucleotides. RefSeq names its product pro-neuregulin-3, membrane-bound isoform. The record is from RefSeq and is a predicted model, not a curated record. NCBI's taxonomy places the organism in Eukaryota, Metazoa, Chordata, Mammalia, Diprotodontia, Phascolarctidae.